Etheostoma cragini (Arkansas darter) is the source of this 2060-nucleotide messenger RNA. RefSeq names its product motor neuron and pancreas homeobox protein 1-like. The transcript has 3 exons. The record is from RefSeq and is a predicted model, not a curated record. Gene Ontology annotation, cellular component: nucleus. The coding region runs from base 138 to 1157 and encodes 339 amino acids. NCBI's taxonomy places the organism in Eukaryota, Metazoa, Chordata, Actinopteri, Perciformes, Percidae. Gene Ontology annotation, molecular function: DNA-binding transcription factor activity, RNA polymerase II-specific; sequence-specific double-stranded DNA binding. Gene Ontology annotation, biological process: central nervous system development; spinal cord motor neuron cell fate specification; regulation of DNA-templated transcription.
UAACGCACAGGGCAGAAGUGGAGUGGGUCAGACAAGAGACAUUUCUUCAGCAGUUUCUUUAGAAGCAUCUCUGAACUUUUAGAUAUUACAGUGUGUUUAUAAAUUUGUUACACUUCACUUCAAAGUUCAUUGUGGGAAUGAUUAGCACCAUGGAGAAAUCUAAAAACUUUUGCAUUGAUGCGCUACUGGCGCACGACGUGGAGCAGAGGACGGACUGUGAUGGUGCGUCCCCGGGGUUGUAUUACAGCAGAAGCCGCGGGGGCAGUCCGGUGUCCAACCGCGGCUCAGAGACGCCCUCCCCUCAUCCAAACCCAACAGACUGCUCUCCUGCCCCGCCAGGAGUACUAUCCAAAGCCCAGCUGUUCAGCAUGUCCCAGUCAGGAUUCACUGCUCUGCACCAAGGCGGUCUCCUCGGAAUGCACCCGGGCUCCAUGUAUCCUCUGGCGGCCCUCGGAGGCCAGCACCCCGCCUUCAUGUACCCCGGUUUCACACAUCUGGUCCAACCAUACCCUGAGCAGCUGAAGGGGGCCACCAUGGCCGCGACGCUUACUCUGGAGCCGUGGAUCAGAGCCGGGAUGAUGAUACCCAGACUCGGAGAAUAUGGAGGCCCGGCCCAGGCAGGUUUGUUUGGGAAGUGUCGGAGGCCCAGGACAGCUUUCACCAGCCAGCAGCUGCUGGAAUUAGAAAACCAGUUCAAGCUCAACAAGUACCUGUCCAGGCCUAAACGCUUCGAGGUGUCCACCUCCCUCAUGCUGACUGAGACGCAGGUUAAGAUCUGGUUCCAGAACAGACGUAUGAAAUGGAAGAGAAGUCGCAAAGCCAAGGAACAAGCAGUGCCACUGACUGACUCAGAAAGAGCUGGGAUGGAUUUACACAGUGCCAAGCCUCAGAGUGAUUCACACAGCUCGAGCCUGGAGGAUGAAGAGGAGAUAGAAAGGGAUGAUGAGGAUGAAAAAGAGGAGAGAGAAGUGCUGAGGGCAAGUUCUUUAGGCUCUGUAGGCUUCAUGAGGCAUGCUGGAGAAGGAACAGGAAACUACAGCUCUUACUUAGAAGAGGAGGAGCAGGAGGAGGGAGGGAGGCCCGAGAACAAGAAGGGGGGUUUUCCCAUAGUUCAGACAAUACACAAUGCAAUCAUGUGCGCAAACAUGGAGAAAUGAAGUGGAGAACUAAUUUUUCCCACCCCGACCCAUAGUGCUGUUUCUAUACCUGGAGCUCCCAAAUUACCAAAAGGGUAAGUGGAAAUCGCCACAUUGGGCAUCCAACCAGAAUAAUGCCAUCUUUACCUGGACAAUUAAUGGUUCAAUGGUCAGUAGUCCAUCCGAGUUAUGACUUCAGAAUUAACAUAUCAUUCUGAUGUAUAAUGGGCAUUUUUGUGCAUGAUUUACUUUAACUUGAUUAAAAAGUGAUUUAAACAGUGCAAACACACAAAAAGCAUUUUCUGUCCUGUUUUCUGCAAUAAACUAUUUUAUUUAUUAAUAUAAAACUGUAUGCAUGUAUGCAUGGGUGGGGUGGGACAGCACUUUCAUGGAAGGUAGUGGAUGCAGAGAAAGAAACAUUAUCUUGGAGACUUGUGUUGUAAAGAGUGUCAGUGUUACAUCGUUAUCAGCAUCCUGGUCUGUUACAAAUGCUGGACAAAUAUUGCACCAAUAUUUGUAACUUUUCAUAUUUUACAUUUUUAAAUAGAGAAGACUUUACAAAUAAUGGAUUAAUUUUCACCCAGUUAAAGAUUUAGGGCAUUAGGGGUGGCAAAGAAAAAUGCUAAUGGUUAUUGUAGGCUACUUUUUUACUGUAUGGUCAUGGAUCUUUGUUGUACAAUAUUUAGGUCUUUGUCUUGUAUUAUCUUGUUGAAAUUGCAUGUUAUAUUUAGUGAAAACCCCACAUUCACAAAGAAAUGGCUGCAUGCACUGUAUUGUAUUUGAAAUGUACUGUUGAUAUGGCAUUUCCCCUUUUAUUUUGGAAACUAUUCUCAUAUUAAGUGUGUAAUGUUGUCAUUGUCAAUAUAAUUUAACAUUAUAGAAUUUAAUAUAUUUUACUUUUAAAGAAAUAAUAAUGUUUUUUGU